AUGCAUUGCGGGGCUCCCAGGGCAGUGCAAAGAGGGCCCCCGCUGCGGUGGAAAGUGAAGUCGCUCCGAGGCACUGCUUUCUCCCAGGGGCCACCAGUUGCCCAGAAGGCCAGCAGGAGGCGACAGGGUGGGAGGGGCCGGCCACAUGGUGGGCAGAAAGGAGGGGACCACCCAGGACGCGAUGACCGCGCAAGUGCCGACAACCAGGGGGAGGAGGUGCCCAGCCCUUGCAGCAAGGACUGCACCAUUGGUGUGAGAUCUGAGCCCAUUGCAGAGGAGGCAGAGGGUGAAAAGGUGCCCUCGCCUGGCAAGCUGGAAAAGCCAGGCCUUAUUGACGGGGCUGAGGAAACAAAACCCAGCACUGCCGACCCCGAGCAAGCAAAUCAGUCAGACUCAGAGGGUGCCAUGACGAUACAGUCGGUGCUCACAGUGGAAGCGGGAGGAGUGGCGGGUCUAGAUCCCCAGGGCCCCGACGAACCCCCCCUUCAUGGGCCAUGCAUCACAGAGACUUUGAAAUUUGAGGCAGACACGAACCAAGGUGCUGAAAUCCACAAGAAGGUGUUUUCCACUUUUUUCCCUGUAAAAGACAAGGUGGGACGGGCGGCUCCUACAAGCUCAAAGCCUCCAGAUGCCUCAGUGGCUUCCCCCAAAGCUGCUUCUGAAGAGCUGCAGGUCCACGUGACAUCCGAGCACCUCACUGCACCUCAGAGCACUGAGACAUGGCCUGUUGCAGUAGUUCCAGGACCAAGAGGCGUUGAAGUUCAACCCCACAUUGUGGUUCCUGGGUCACAAAGCAUUGAGACUGUGUCCCACAUGGCGGUUCCAGGCUUGGACGUAUCCAGUCCCGCUUCAGGUUUGAACUCAGCACCAAAGACCACCUUGGGCCUGGAGACCAAAUUCUCCUGCAGCUCAGAAAGCAACCCCUCCUCCUUCGACACAGAGUCAGAGCCUGGGUGCCCGGACCUUGUCCUUGACCCCCGCCCCCCAGGCGCCUCCCCGCUCCCAGAUGGGGGGCGCUGGCAGGAGCAGGAGCGAAGGGAGACAAAGAAGCGCAGCCGGUGUGGGGCCUGCGAGCCGUGUCUUCGAAAGACCAGCUGUGGCGAGUGCAGCUGCUGCCUGAACCGCAAGACUGGCCACCAGAUCUGCAAGCUGAGGAAGUGCGUGGAGCUGAAGAAGAAGCCCUCCACUCCCCUUUCGACUGAGGUGGGGUGCAAGGAUAUUGCCAAACCACGGAAAAAGAAACGAGUUUCCAAGGUUGAGCCAGCAGGAACCCUAGUAAAUGGCACGCAACCGGAGCAGAUGGAGCCUCCCUGCCCAGCGCCCGAGCCGGGUCACGCCUCACAGGCUCAUGCACUGCCACCAGAGCCUGGGCGGCCACAGGGCGACCCGGCCGCGAUCUGGGACCAGAAGGCCGGAGAGGACGAGAGCCUUCGUUUCCACCAGUGUGUCAAGGGCCUCGAGCGUGUGAGACCCCAUGGCGAGGGGCGGACAGGUGGUGCAGGCUCCUCGGCUGAGCCCAAAAGAACUUUCCCCACCUGGCCCAACUCCAGCCUUGCGCUGAAUCCCGCACCCCUGCUGGAUGCGCCUGUCCCCCCAAAGAAGAUCAAGUUGGAAGAGCCAUGGGGGCAAACCGAUGGUGAGCCAAGCCCAGGGUUUUCGGAAGGUGGGGACUAUGAGGAUGCACUGUCCACGUUGGCAGCUGUUGUCUGUUUCUCAAUCUCCGACAGGAAGGGGCUAGAGGAGCGGCUCUGUGGGCCUCUGCGCCCCGGCAAACAAGAGCGCAAUGAAACCGCAGGUCACGACGCUUGCCCAAAAAACGCUGCUAUCAGUUUGACAAGUGAUGACUGUCCCCAUGGAGGAGACCCACAGAGGCUCUCCCUGUCAGGCCUCGAGUCCCUGGUCAAGCAGAGGAACAUCAGUAUUGAGCAGGCCAUUGCCAUCGAGGCCCUGACCCAACUCGCGGUCACCCCAUUGGCAGCCCCCCUACCAGUGGUUGAUCUCAGCCAGAGUCCGGACAACAGGAACUCCCUGAGUUUGGCUUUGGGCACGGACGCACAUCUGCAGGAAAGCAAGUCGGCAUCAGGUUUGUUUUCAAACAAAGUCCCUGUCAUCAGCUCAGCAUCCCACCAGACCUCUGUCAUUCAACCUCCAUUAGACAAGCAGAACAAUUCCGCCCUCGGCCCCCAGAGCCUGCCCACCACAGGCAAACUGUCCCUGCAGGAUCUCUUAGAGGCCACCUCAGAAGCAGACAAGAUGUCUCCCCGCACCAACUAUGAAAAGCACUUCUGUGACCAUGAGAGAGACCCGAAUGUGAAAGGAGAGCAAGCACUUUGGCAGGCAGAGAGGUUAGAUGGCACUUUUGAGGGACGCGCAGAUGUGGCCGGGGCCUUGCCCCUUCACAGGAUCAUGAGGAACAAGGACGAGGAAGAAGUGGCGGCCCAGCUGGCGCAGCUUGCCUUCAUCAUUGAGUCGAGUCACAAGCAGGGCGCCGUCUGGCCACCUCAGCCUCUGGAGAACAGACCUCUCCAGCGAUCACCGGCCCGGAUCACUAAGAACAACUGCCACCCGCUGUUCCACGACUCACAAAAGUCACCCCUGAAGAAGCCCAAAAUGACGCCUCCUAAACCCAGGGUGCCGAAGAAGAAGGCAGGAGUGGUGGUCGAGGGGGAGACCUGGGGGCAUUUGCAGAACAACAGCAGUCCCCACUUCCCAAAAAGGACGCCCAAUGGCAAGGCCCCGCACAAGACGAAGGUCCAGAAGGUGUUGCUGCAGCAGAAAGUGGCAGGACAUCACCGACUGUUCCUUCCGCAGGCCCAGAUGGACCUCAAAAGAUACCUGGCCGAGGCAUACCAGCAGAGGUGUCGGCUUUACCGCCUUGGUGACUCCCGCCAGGACACUGAGAAAGAGCACUUAGAGCGGCAGCCCUCACCGGGGGCUGUGAGUCAGAAUGGCUUCAGCCACGGGAUCCCUGAGCCGAUGGCUGCCCUGGACUCCCACAAACGGUGCCCAGUAUGGAACCUCCAUGGGAGCUCCAUUCCUCGGAAUGGUCACCCAGACCCUCCACGGUGUGACAUGAUCACUCAGGUGCCUCAGCCUGGCAACACGCUACAUCACGGUGCUUCCCCGUGGGCUGGCCCCACAGUGACCAGCACAACCAGCCAAGGCUUGGUCCACGGGCCCACAGCCAGCAAUGGUGACCAAUCACCAGUGGUGGCCAACAGCUUCAUCCAGAGGUCGUCGUCUGCUAUUGGUGAGGGGCUCUUCAAGGUGGAAACAUCCGGCUCUGUGACAGUGUUGUCCACGCAGACCCACAACACUGAGGGAGGGGAGCCAGACUUCCCUGGGGAAUCCACCCCCACCAAAAACACCCUGGACAGCUUCCUGGAGUCCCCUCUGAAGUUCCUGGACACCCCAACCAAGAAUUUGAUGGACACCCCAUCCAAAAAAGGAGUGGAUUUCCCCAACUGUGACUGUGUGGAGCAAAUCAUCGAGAAGGAAGAGGGGCCAUACUAUACCCAUCUAGGAUCUGGCCCGACUGUUGCUGCUGUGAGGGAAAUGAUGGAGGACAGGUAUGGAGAGAAAGGCAAGGCUGUGCGGGUGGAGGUGGUGGUGUACACGGGGAAGGAGGGCCGGAGCUCCCAGGGCUGUCCCAUUGCCAAAUGGGUUAUUCGGCGGAGCAGUGAGGAGGAGAAGCUACUGUGCCUGGUGCGGCAGCGGGCAGGGCACUGCUGCCAGAACGCUGUGGUGGUCAUCCUCAUCCUGGCCUGGGAGGGCAUCCCACGCACCGUCGCCGACAAACUGUACCAGGAGCUGACCCAAACGCUGUGCAAAUACGGCUCGCCCACCAGCCGCCGCUGUGCCCUCAACGAAGACCGAACCUGCGCCUGCCAGGGCCUGGACCCAGAGACCUGUGGCGCCUCCUUCUCCUUCGGCUGCUCCUGGAGCAUGUACUUCAACGGCUGCAAGUUCGCCCGCAGCAAGGUGCCGCGCAAGUUCCGGUUGCUGGGAGACUACCCCCUGGAGGAGGAGAAGCUGGAGAAUAAUCUUCAGAAUCUGGCCACAGAUCUGGCACCUGUAUAUAAGAAGCUGGCUCCAGAGGCAUUUCAGAACCAGGUGGAGCAGGAGCAUGCGGGCCUGGACUGUCGGCUGGGCCUAAAGGAGGGCAAGCCCUUUUCGGGAGUGACAGCCUGCGUGGACUUCUGUGCACACGCCCACAAAGAUACACACAACAUGAAAAAUGGGAGCACCGUGGUAUGCACUUUAACAAAGGAGGACAACCGGGCGGUGCGGAACAUCCCGGCGGAUGAGCAGCUGCAUGUGCUGCCCCUCUACAAGAUCUCCGAGAUGGAUGAGUUCGGUCGCGCUGAGGGCCAGUGGGCCAAGAUGGAGUCUGGAGCCCUCCAGGUGCUGACUUCCUUCCCGCGUGAGGUGCGGCUGCUGGCUGAGCCCGCCAAGUCGGCCCGUCGCAAGAAGCUGGAGGCCAAAAAGGCCAACACCGAGAAGCUGAGCCUCCAGGACAGGAAGCAGGUCACCCCAGUGAAGGCCAAGCCCGAGCCCGGCAGGGGAAUCCUUAAUGGAAACGGCAUCUUUGUUACCCCAGCGAGUUCGAAGAGCACUUCGGCCGAGCAGUCACCAUCAUUCAAAGUGGAGCCUCACAGCUACUACAGCUCAUUCAAAUUGCCCAAGCCAGCGGGCACUGGAAACUAUGUAGUAGAGAAUUACAACCCUGCCCCCCCCUCCAACCUCAACAGCCCAUACCCUCUGUCAGCUGUCACACCUGACCCAGGCAUGGAAGCACUUUCACCACUUCGCCCCAGCGUCCCUCUUUCCCCAUAUGGGUAUCUUAGCCUACAAGGGAACCAGAAUUGUGGUCCUUCCCUUCUCAAAUAUGGCACACCAGCCCCCACCAUUAAUGGUUACUCCCCUGGGCUUGCUGAGCAGAAACUCCUCCUAAACCAGCAGAUGGUAGGCUCGCCGGUGUGUGUGAAGCCCCAGGAGGGACGUGACUACUCCCAUAUCUUCAAAACGGAGGAGGGGGCUGAGGAGUAUCGCAGGUCCACUCUCCUACGGCCGCCAGAUGAAAGCACCCCUGAAACGGUCUCAUCGAAAACCCCUGAAGGCCUCAAAAGCAGGCCCAACGGGUACCACAGAGCCACACUGGGCAAGGAUGACCCCAGUAGCCUCCUGGACCCCCAGCUGCCCCUGCAAGGCCAGGUGCCGGGGGGUGUCGAGGACGAGGAGGUAUGGUCGGACAGCGAGCACAACUUCCUGGACGCUGACAUUGGCGGGGUGGCAGUGGCACCCUCUCAUGGCUCUAUUCUUAUUGAGUGUGCCCGGCGGGAGCUGCAUGCCACAACGCCCAUCAGGAAGCCCAACCGCAGCCACCCGACCCGCAUCUCCCUGGUCUUCUACCAGCACAAGAGCCUCAACGAGUCCGCCCACGGGCUGGCCGUGUGGGAGGCCAAGAUGGCAGAGCGGGCCCGCGAGAGGGAGGAGGAGGCGGAGCGUCUGGGGUUGGGGCUGGCGGCUGGGGGUGGGGCCGAGGCCAGCCCAGGGAAGCUCAAGGGGAGGAAGGCCAAGGGCGGCGGUGCAGGCGGGGACAGGGAGGAGGCAUUCCCUGAGGAGGGCAACCUCCUGCAGGUGCCCACACGCCGAGCCCUUACUAUCACCCGUGAUGGGGUCGUCACCAUGUCCUCAUACGCCCUCACCCAAGUCACCGGUCCUUACAACCGCUGGGUGUGACCCUCCCCCCACCUUCCCCUUUCUCCAGCUGCCUUACCUCAGUCAUCUUUAAACGUAUACAUUUUCUGUUUUUAUACGCCUCGUUUUUAAUGUUUGUCA
Megalops cyprinoides (Indo-Pacific tarpon) is the source of this 5841-nucleotide messenger RNA. It is a transcript of the gene tet1, whose product is annotated as tet methylcytosine dioxygenase 1. Gene Ontology annotation, molecular function: DNA binding; zinc ion binding; DNA 5-methylcytosine dioxygenase activity. Lineage: Eukaryota; Metazoa; Chordata; Actinopteri; Elopiformes; Megalopidae. The record is from RefSeq and is a predicted model, not a curated record. The transcript has 13 exons. Gene Ontology annotation, cellular component: nucleus. Bases 1 to 5742 code for a protein of 1913 amino acids. Gene Ontology annotation, biological process: positive regulation of transcription by RNA polymerase II; oxidative demethylation.